Amaranthus tricolor (Joseph's coat) is the source of this 3113-nucleotide messenger RNA. RefSeq names its product golgin candidate 6-like. The record is from RefSeq and is a predicted model, not a curated record. Gene Ontology annotation, biological process: transcytosis; endoplasmic reticulum to Golgi vesicle-mediated transport; intracellular protein transport. NCBI's taxonomy places the organism in Eukaryota, Viridiplantae, Streptophyta, Magnoliopsida, Caryophyllales, Amaranthaceae. Gene Ontology annotation, cellular component: ER to Golgi transport vesicle membrane; cytoplasm; Golgi membrane. The transcript has 20 exons. Bases 216 to 2954 code for a protein of 912 amino acids.
AUUUUUUUAAUAUAAAAAGAAAAAAUAUAAAAAAGCUGAAAGGGUGAGCGAGAAGAGACAGAAAGACGCAAAACAACUGAAAUCUGAGCGAGGUUCUUAUUCCGGCAAGUAAUUAAUCAAACCAAUCUUCCCGUCUCUCAUUCUUAGUCUUGCCUGAUCGAAGUUGUGGCGUAAUCGAGGUUUAUGUAGGUGGUCAAGUUGGCAAGCUAAGCAAGAUGGAUUUUGUAUCCGGCUACAAGGGAGUUGUUGGUCGUGUUUUUGGAAAUGAUAACGCUACAUCAAAUGAAGACAGUUAUGUUGAGCGCCUGCUUGAUCGGAUUAAUAAUGGUACAAAGUCCGAGGAUAGAAGGAUGGCAAUGGUUGAACUUCAAUCUGUUGUUGCAGAAAAUAAUGCUGCCCAACUAGCUUUUGGAGUAGCAGGCAUUCCAGUAAUAUUGACUGUGUUAAAGGAGGAGCGAGAUGACGUGGAAAUGAUUCGGGGUGCUGUAGAAACCCUUGUUAGUUCUCUGACUCCACUUAAUCAUGCUAAAGUGGCAGAUGUUGGAUUGGAGGCAUCAAAGAUGAAUGCUGAUUUACUAUCAAGGGAAGUAGACAAUAUAUCUCUACUACUCAGUUUGUUGGAAGAGGAUGACUUCUAUGUACGAUAUUAUACACUCCAAGUUUUGACUGCCCUUGUCACAAAUUCACCAAGCAGGUUACAAGAGUCAAUUUUGGCUAUUCCUCGUGGUAUAACUCGACUGAUGGACAUGCUGAUGGACCGUGAGGUCAUACGCAAUGAAGCCCUGCUACUUCUUACUUACUUGACUCGUGAGGCCGAGGAAAUUCAAAAAAUUGUAGUGUUUGAAGGGGCUUUUGAGAAGAUUUUUACUGUUAUGAAAGAAGAAGGUGGUUCAGAUGGUGGAGUUGUUGUUCAGGAUUGCCUUGUUUUGUUGAAUAAUAUUUUACGUAACAAUACCUCUAAUCAGACUCUAUUGAGGGAGACAGUGGGAUUCGAUUCUGUUAUAUCACUUUUGAAACUUCGAGGAGUCUCUUAUAGCUUUACUCAGCAAAAGACGAUCAAUCUGCUCAGUACGUUGGAGACUGUUAAUCUGCUAAUUGCUUGUGGUCCUCAAGUUGAAAAAGGAAAAGAUACUAAUAGUAUGACGAACAAAACAGUGUUAGUUCAGAGAAAGGUAUUAGAUUAUCUUUUUAUGCUAGGAGUUGAGAGCCAGUGGGCCCCUAUUGCUGUUCGUUGUGCGGCAUUACGUUGCAUUGGUGAUUUAAUUGAUCAACACCCAAAGAACAUUGAUGAGCUUGCAACUAAAGUCCUUGGAGAGGAGCCACAAGUUGAACCGGCUCUAAAUUCUAUUCUUCGAAUAAUUUUGCGAACUUCUAGCAUGGAAGAGUUUGUCUAUGCUGAUUAUGUAUUCAAGAACUUCUGUGAGAAAAAUCCAGAUGGUCAAAAACUGUUGGCAUCCUCGUUGACACCCCUUCCGCAGUUAAUGACUCAUGCACCUUUGGAAGAUGAUGUAAACAUGUCAUUUGGAAGUAUGCUGCUUUAUGGUCUGACGGUGAGUGAAAGUGAUGGAGAUCUUGAGAUCUGUGCACGAGCUGCUAGCGUUUUAUCUCAUCUGUUGAAGGACAAUAUCCAGUGCAAAGAGAAGGCUUUAAAAAUUGAGCUAGGGGCAACAAUGCAGUCAAUGAGGACCACCGAGCCACUCCUGCACCGCAUGGUGAAGUAUUUGGCUGUUGCUUCCAUGGAUAAUAAAGAUGGAAAGGCAAAUGGGAAAGAAAAUCUCUAUGUUCAAGAAAUGAUUCUAAAGCUUCUGAUCAUAUGGCUAGUUGAUUGCCCUAGUGCUGUGGAAUGUUUUCUUGAUGCUCGGCCUCACCUCACUUACAUUCUUGAGCUACUCUCAAAUCAAUCUACAACAGUAUGCAUUCGGGGCCUAGCUGCUGUUCUUUUGGGAGAAUGUGUUCUUUAUAAUAAAUGCAUUGAAAGUGGUAAGGAUGCAUUUGGUAUAGUUGAUGCAAUCAGUCAAAAGGCUGGCCUUACCUCUUACUUCCUGAAGUUUGAUGAGAUGUAUAAGACCUUUCCUUUCUCCUCCAAGAAGCCUUCUGAACAUCAAAAACCUUUGACUAGAUCUAAUGCUGCUAGUAUGGGAGACACUGAAGAGGAAGAAAAUGAUGCUAGUAUGAAAGAUAGAAGGGAUGCAGAUCAUCCAAUUCUGGCAUCUUUUUUUGAUGAUGGCUUUUUUGCCAUUGUUGGUGUCCUAGAGAAUAACAUAAGAGAGAGAUUUGUAGAGAUUUAUAGCAAUCCGAAAGCGAAGGUGGCAGUUGUUCCUGCUGAGCUCGAACGAAGAAAUGGAGAAAGUGAUGGGAAUUACAUCAACCGUCUGAAGUCUUUUGUGGAGAAACAGUGCUCUGAAAUCCAGGAUCUCCUUGGCCGCAAUGCAAUCCUAACUGAAGACCUAACAAAGACAGGUGCCAGGCCUGAACAAAACAAUAAUGGGCCCUCUGAGAGAUUCCAGGUUGAGACAUUCCGCAGAGAACUUCGAGAAUCAUCUCAACGGCUUGAGAUAUUGAAGAACGAGAAGGAAAAACUCGAAAAUGAUGUUACCCUGUACCGUAAUUUGGCCAGUAAGAUGGAAUCUGAAUUGAAGAGCUUAUCUGAUGCAUACUACAGUCUUGAGCAGGCUAACUCUCAACUUGAGAUAGAUGUUAUUUUAUUGAACAGCGGGGAUACGACACCUUUUCCAGAUAUUGAGGCAAUCAAAGCAGAAGUAAGAGAGGAAGUGGAGAAGGAAAGUGAGGCAGAGCUAAAUGAUUUGCUUGUUUGCUUGGGACAAGAGCAGAGCAAAGUGGAGAGACUUACCGCAAGGCUGCUGGAACUCGGAGAGGAUGUUGAUAAGCUGCUUGUGGGUAUCGGAGACGACGCUGCUUUAUCUGAAGACAAUGAUGAUGAGGACGAGGACUGAUCAUGCUGUAUGUAAAUUGUAAACCCUCCUUUCCUCGCUAUUCAAUAUUUAUCCAAUGUUUGCAUUUUGUUUUGGUACUAAAAUUUCUGUGUACAUUUGCUAGUCAGUUGUACAGUUGAUUUGUUAACUUUAUGAGUACACAAGGAAAACAUUCCAUUC